AGGCCGGCAGUCAUGGCCGACGCGUAUUCUUAUCCUCUGCUCGUUGAGCUCGAAGAAAACAACAUACCGAGAUUAAAAAUUAAAUUAGUCAAAUACUUUCAAAGUAAGAAAUCCAACGGUGGCGACUGUGAAGUUGACUAUAAAAAUGGCAGCAGGACAGCGGUGCUGCGCUUCCGCAAAGAGGAGGAUCAGCAAAAUGUUUUGGGGAAGGAGACGCAUCAGAUCAGUUUGGAUAAAGGCGUCCUGAAGAUGACAGUCCGUUUACCUCCCGAUGAGAAAACAGCGCAGGAGGCUCCAUCUGAUAAACUCAACAAGAAAUCGGAUGUUGCUGUGCACAACAAACAGUCAAGUGCUGAGGAACUCAAACCUGCACCUGAAGUUCAGAUAGAAGCAAAAGGUGGAGACGAUGACGCAGCAGAUGAAGAGCCCUGCUCCACCUCGGCUGUUAUAGGAAAUAUUCCAGAGACGUUAAGUCAGGAGUUUUUGGAGAUGCUGGUGGAGAAUGUUUUAAAGAAUCUUGAUUCUCCAUCAGCCCCACCGGGGUUCACCCUGGAAUUCAUUCCUGGCAUCUCCUCUGCUGUGGUUACUUUCCAGAGUGGAAAAGAAAACACUGACUUUGUGAUAAGAUGCCCUCAAAACAGGAUGUUCACCAAUAAGGGCUUAUCAGUCCGGCCUCUUGAGGUCACAGAGCAAGUCGCAGUUGAAGACAUAGGAGAUCUGAAUGAAGAUCUCCUUCUGCUGUAUUUUGAGAAUGAAGUUGGAAAUGUGGAAAACGUCACGCUUAAUGAAGUGGAAGAGUGUGCUGUCAUCACCUUCACAGACCACAAAGCUGUUCAGAAAAUAAUGAAGAAGAAGCAUUGCAUCAAAAAGAAAGAGAUCAGAGUUUAUCCUCUUUAUAAAUCUUUGGGAACAGCCCUCUAUGGCAAAGACAAGCCUUCAGUAAAACUCCCUGCUGCCAUCUCUGAACCCAUGGACAAUGUUGUCUGGAGAUACCUAAAAGACAAUCAAUCAGCAGCAGAGACUAUUCACAGUGACUUAGCUAAACACUUCUGUAAAGUAAACCUCAGCCAACCCACUGUUAGCUUGAGUCCUGUAUCUUCACUGCUUCAGCUAAAGGAUGCCAAAGCCAUCAUCAAAGAGUGGAAGGCUACUGUGAGUUCAGCCUUUGCACAAGCUAUAUCAAAAUUCAAAUCCCUGAAGUUUCCACUAGAGUCUGAGGUGUGGGAAGAGACUGAGGAGAACAUCAGACAGAUGCUAAAGAAUGAGGAUGUAGUUGUAGUGACUGAUAAAGCCAGUGGUGUCUUGUCAGUGGUCGGCCUUGUGGGUGAUGUCAACAGACUUGAGCAAACUCUUCCUGAAGUUGUAAAUAAGAUUGUCAAAAGGAUACAGAGAGAAAAAGCAUGCAUAACCCAAGUGAUCCAGGUGUCACCAUCAAUGUUCCACAUCCUGUGUCAAGACGGCCUUCAGGACAAGUUGCUACAAGUGUAUCCAGAACUCAAAAUGUCAUUCAGAAAAGACAGUCCGGAUUUGACAGUAACUGGCUUAAGUGAGGAAAUUCUGGCAGCACGAAAAGUUGUAUUUGAUGCAAUGUUUGCACUGAAACAACGGAAGUUAGAACUAGAUAACUUUGUGCUUGACUUGUUGAAGAAUGAAGACCCAGAGGAGCUUACAAAAGCUCUCCUCACAUCUAAGGGAAUAAAUGCAGCAUUUGAGAUCAAUGCACAAAGGAUACAGCUCUUUGCUGCUUCAGACAGAGAUCUGAUUGAUGCUGAAGACCAUCUGAGAAACCUGCUAAUAUCCCAACACGUUGAUGUUGAAGAUAGUAAUGUCCUGAAGAAACCAGAGUGGCAGCAACUGGUUAGUCAGUUAGAGGAUGCCAACAGUAAGUCAUGCAGGAGACUUAAAAUCCACGCCACUGGCCAACAAGUCGUGGUGUCUGGCCACAAGGAUAGUGUCAUAAAAGUUAGCCAUGAGUUUGAUGUCUUCUUAACGCAGAACGCUCAAAUUGAAGAAACUGUUGUGGUCAAGCCCAACACCAUAGUUGAGUACAUUAAAAAAAUCAACACAUCUUGUAUGCAGGUAGUGGAAGACAAAGUGGAGGUGUCUUACAGAAAGGAGGCCAUCUGUCUAUGUGGUUCUAGAGUUGAUGUCACAGAUUGUAAGGAUUUGGUUGAAGACUUGGUCAGUACUUUGUUCUUUGAAAGUUUAAACAUCUCUAAGCCUGGAGUGAAGAAAUUCUUCAAGGACAAAGAAACAAUGUAUGUUUCCUCACUGUGGAGUGAAACUCACUGCUUGGUGCAACUGGUUGAUGAGACGAGUGGUGGACAUGUUGACUUGGGCCAGAGGCAAGGACCAAAACCUGUGUAUCAGCUUCAGACACCUGAUGGAGUGGAAAUAGCUGUUUGCAAGGCAGAUAUGUGCAGCUACCCAGUGAAUGCAGUUGUCAAUGCCUCUAAUCAGGACUUGAAACAUAAUGGAGGUCUUGCAGGAGCACUUUUGAGCGCUGCAGGUCCUCAGUUGCAGGUUGAAUGUGACCAGAUAGUUAACUCAAGGGGACAGCUCAAACCAGGAGACUGUGUCAUAACUAAUGCUGGGGGGAAGCUUUGUUGCAAAUACGUUAUCCAUGCAGUGGGACCCAAGUUUGAUCCAGCGAAAACCUCCAAGGUUCUGGCACAGUUGAAAAAAGCUGUUAAAGGAAGUUUAGAACUUGCUGAACAGCGCAGCUGCAUCUCUGUGGCUCUGCCUGCCAUUAGCAGAAGCCAAGGCUUUAAUCUCAGUUUGUGUGCAGCAACCAUUGUCAAAGCAGUAAAGGAGUACUGCGAUGAGAAGUAUGAUGACAGCACCUUAAAGAAGAUCCAUUUGGUGAACAAUGACGACACUGUUGUUAAGGCCAUGGAUGCAGCUGUCAGACAAGAGUUUGGAAAUCACGGCGUCAGCCAUUCUCAACAAACUCCUCAUACCAAAGCCACUAAGUCUCCAUUUUUGAAACAUGUUGCAUCUGCUGGAUCUGACCCAAACUGUUUGGGUCAAGUGAAGACCAAAGAGGGCUUGGAAAUCAUUCUAACCAAAGGAAACAUCGAGAAUGCCAAGACGGAGGUGACUGUCAAUACAGUGUUUGAAGAUCUUGCACUGAACAGAGGGGCAGUUUCAAGUGCCAUCUUGGGUGUGGCUGGGCCCAAACUUCAGCAGUUGGUAACUGCACAGAAAGCCAGUGCUAAUCUUGGUGAGGUCAUCGUUACUGACGGCUGCAAGCUGAAGAGCAAACAAGUCUUUCAUGCAGUCGCACCUCACUGGGACAAAGGGCAAGGCACAUCUGAAAAGACCUUGAGUUCCAUUUUCAAGGACUGCUUAGAAAAGGUAGAGGCUGCUGGUCUGGCUUCCAUAUCCUUCCCUGCCAUUGGCACUGGAAACCUGGGUUUCCCAAGGGACCUCGUGUUCUCUUUGAUAUCAAAUGAAAUCUCAGCAUUCAGCAGUAACAAACAACCCAAGCACCUGAAGAAGGUUGUUAUCAUCCUUUUCCCAGGAGAUGCACAGACUAUCCAGAUUUUUAGUGAUGAAUUUAAGAAGAUGUACCCCAAUGCGUCAGGUGCUCCAGUGUCCACGAGCUCUCCACAAAGUACAGGUCCCUUCUCUAAAGUUGUCUCGGGCUCAGGAAUAUAUGAGACCAAAAUGGGAGCUGUGGCUAUACAGGUGGUCACAGGAGACAUAACCAAGGAGACCGUUGAUAUUAUUGUCAACUCCUCCAAUGAAACUUUCUCUCUUAAGUCAGGAGUAUCUAAGGCUAUUCUGGAUGCAGCUGGUCAGGCUGUUGAAACAGAAUGCCAAAACCUUGGUAAGGAACCAACCUCAGGCAUGAUAAUGACCCAACCAGGUAACCUAAAGUGCAAGAAGAUCCUCCACCUGGUCGGACAGACAGACCCAAUAAAAAUCAAUAAGGUUGUGAAAGAUGCUCUCCAAAUGUGUAUGACAAACUCAUACACUUCUGUCUCAUUCCCUGCCAUUGGCACAGGUCAAGGCAACGUAAAAGCACAGCAGGUGGCAGAUGCCAUGUUGGACGCAGUGAUUGAUGUGUUGAGUCAAAAUACUUCUGGCUCCCUCAAAACAAUUCGGAUAGUUAUUUUCCAACCACCGAUGCUGAAAGACUUCUACAACAGUAUGCAGCAGAGAGAACAAGGAGAUGUCACUGAUCCUAAGGAUAAAAGUGGGUUCUGGGGAAACAUUGGCACCAAAAUCAAAUCAUUCUUUGUUGGUGGAAGUGUUAACAAGCCACAGAAAGAAGGGGAUUUUGUCAUUGAGCCGCUGAAAGUAGACCCAGCUUGCUUCCACAUCUGCAGUGACUCACAGGCUAACGUGGACUCAGCCAAGCAGUGGAUCAAUGACCUGAUAACAAAAGAACUAAACACCCUCACAAUUCCAGACAAUGCCAUCCUUAGCCUCUCUGAUGCGGACCACCAGCGCAUUGUCGACAUCCAGAAGACCAUGGGCGUGAGCAUAAAGACUGAGAGCAAGAUGGCUCAAGCCUCAUUCACCAUUGAGGGACUAAGCAAGGAUGUGCUCCAAGCCACCACUGAAAUCCACAAGAUGCUGACCAAGGUGAAAGAUGAGGAGGAGCUGAAGAGGAACGUGGAGCUGGCAAGCACGGUGGCAGACUGGCAGUACCAGCAGAAGGGUCUUCAGUUUCAGAGUUUUGACGCAAUGACCAACUUUAAACUUGAGCAAGCACUGGACAAGAAGCUACCGAAUGUCACAGUUACAGUUCAGGGUCAGGUCUACACUGUCACCAUGCCAAGUGGACCUGCCACUGACGGCAAGGGACAAACCCUGCAGAUAAAGAGAGUCGACAGACUGAAAGAUGAAGACAUACCUGAGCAUUGGAAUCCAAUGCCAGCCAACACUCCAUGUCUGGCUGUCCCCAUCAAUGCUGGAACAACAGAGUACAAUGAAAUCCUGAAGAUGUUCCAGGCCUCAUGCAAUCGAACUGUUAUUACGAUUGAGAGGAUCCAGAAUCCUGUACUGUGGAAGAGCCUGCAGAUCAAAAAGCGUGACAUGGAGCAGAGAAAUGGUCAUCAAAACAAUGAGAAACGUCUCUUCCAUGGCACCUGCUACACCACUGUGAACCUCAUCAAUGAACAUGGCUUCAACAGGAGUUACGCAGGAAAGAACGCUACUGCCCUUGGCCAUGGCACAUACUUUGCUGUCAACGCUAGUUACUCUGCCAGUAACACCUACUCCAGGCCGAAUCAAAACCAGGAGAAGUUCAUGUACCUCUGCCGGGUGCUGACGGGGGAUUACACUGUAGGACAAUCAAACAUGAUUGUACCGCCAGCCAAGGGCCCCAGCACCACUCAGAAGUAUGACAGCGUCGUGGACAAUCAGGCCAAUCCCAGCAUGUACGUUAUCUUCCACGACAGCCAGGCUUGUCCUGAAUAUUUGAUCAAAUUCAAGUGACGCAACUAUGCACUGAGAUAACAGAAACAAUUUACUUGCAUUUUACACUGCCUCACAAAAUUAAGGAACUGUUUUUAUCAUCAGCUGAUUAAUGUUAUUGAUUUCCCAUCUACUUAACAGUGUAAGUCUUUUCUUGUUUACAUGUAGUCAGUAAUACUCAAGGGUCAGAUACUAGUAAUCACACCCAUGUAGUGCCUUGAAAAUGUCUGAUCAUACAAGAAGAAAUUUAACACUGGAAAGAAAAGGUGGCCUGUAUGUUAUGUACUGUUUAAUUGCACAAAACAUUGUACCCAGAGCUUAGAGGCUGAUGGAAAGUCAUCCAGGAAAUCCUGUGAUAACUAAAGCCUGUCUUUGUCUGCAUGUGUAAAUCAGGUUAACAAUCACUUUUGGUUUUGAAAGGAAAAAUGAAAGUUAACUGCUGUUCCUGUAAACAAGUGAAAAAAUAAAGGUUUACAUAAACACACUAAUAA
Molecule: messenger RNA, 5918 nt
Organism: Lates calcarifer (barramundi perch)
Lineage: Eukaryota; Metazoa; Chordata; Actinopteri; Centropomidae
Gene: parp14rs1
Product: poly(ADP-ribose) polymerase family member 14-related sequence 1
Biological process (GO): negative regulation of gene expression
Cellular component (GO): cytoplasm; nucleus
Molecular function (GO): transcription corepressor activity; NAD+ poly-ADP-ribosyltransferase activity
Source: RefSeq, a predicted model, not a curated record